Molecule: messenger RNA, 1100 nt
Organism: Diatraea saccharalis (sugarcane borer)
Lineage: Eukaryota; Metazoa; Arthropoda; Insecta; Lepidoptera; Crambidae
Source: the annotation of a GenBank genome assembly
AGUGUUGACUUGAUAAUACUGAUGAACUAGUGUUUUAUUUGUACAAACACAAACAUCAUUCAAUAGUGUAUUUUACUCUCGGAUGUAGUAUCGAGUGCUUUUGUUGUAAUUCGCGUUUACAUUUUAAAUUUAUAAAAUGUCUGAAGAAAAGUUGGAGCUACGUAUAAUUACCUACAUGUGUCCAACACAUCCAGUGCAGUUAUAUGAAUUGAUUAUGGAGCUGCUAGAGAAAUCCUUGAAAUGCUACACAAGUUUACAGUACGAGAGCCGAACGCCAGGCCCAUUCAAAGACCGGCCAGACCCAUUUACCAGUAAUAAAGUGGAUUUAGGAUUCAUGACAGCUGGAUCAUAUAUGCGCCUUCGGAAGGCUGGCAAUAAGUCCAUAGAACUACUACCUGUAACGCCGGUAUUCACACACCAAAUGAACGUGGACAAUGAACCUGGCUAUUUCUCUGACGUUAUCAUUCACAGUGACAAAAAAGCACAUAACGUUAACACUUUGUUAGAUCUCCGUGGGUGUACGUUUGCUUACAGCGACGAAGAAUCUCUAAGCGGAAGUAAAAUUAUUUUAAAAACGUUAAAAGAGAAAGGAGAAAAUGCAUCAUUUUUCGGAUCCACAUUAAGGUCUGGAUCUCAUUUGGCAUCAGCUCAAAUGGUGCUAUCUAAACAAGCAGAGUGGGCCGCUGUUGACUCAACAACUCUAUUAUAUUCUAAAAAAUAUAUGCAGGAUGGUGGAAAAGAUAUCAUACUAUUAGAAACACUAGGAAGACUCCCACCCUAUCCUAUAGUGGUUAAUACUAGUCUUAAAGAUGAAGUUAAGAAGUCUAUAACAAAAGCAUUGCUGACACUUCCUCAGACCCAGGAAUGGAAAAAGAGGUUUGCCAAAUUUGGCAUCACAAAAUUUGAUAGCAAUACUGAUGGCUCUUACGACGGGCCGGCUGCACAGAUGUGGGCCGUCCAAAACGAAAAAAUCAACAUUCGUUAUUAUUAGAGUACUUCUGCUGAUCUCUCUUAUAUAUGUAUUGUACAUUUUAUACGUUGAUUAUAUGCCAAAAUGAUAACAUAAAAUGAAAACAAUGAAUAUAUUAAUCUGUAAAGGC